AUCAUCAUCAACAAAUCCACCUGAAAGCCUCAAUUCCGAGAUUUGGACUAAUUCCGCGCGUCGCCUGGUACAUUUGAAGGCCUUCAACAUCAUUGCUCUCGAUGGUGUCCUUGAUAUAGGUGGCCGUUGCAGACGCCAGUCAGUCGUCGACAUGGAUUUCACCGGCGAUCCAGAGUCCACUCAGUCUCCGUUCGGACCGCUCAAGGUGGCUCUCGAAUCUCGAACCCUGGAAUCUGCCAAAAAGCUGAAAAACAUUGAACAAGAUGGUUCAUUCACCUUUGCUGAAGAGAGAACUGAGGCUGAUGAUCUCAAUGAGACGCUGGCUCGGAUAUGGACCGAGUACCCAGAGGGAUUGCUCGACCUCACUGAAGCGAAUCUUGAGAAGAAGCCGCUUGAUGAGCCGGCUGUAGAUGAGGAGCCAGAAGAUGGGAUGGACGUAGACUCGAAGGACCCAGCAGGGUUGAUGAAAUGGGAGGACAUGGUCAAGCUUAGAGAAUCUGUGGGCAUGCAGCUCAACAAUGCAAGGAAUGAGCUAUGGUUUAUCCUGGAGCUUGCAAAAACCUUAGCUGCCUCUUCAAGUUUCCCCUCGAAUCCGCCAGCGCCACCAGUAGAGUCGACUGUGACGCUGUCAAGUAGUAAAAAGGCGACAAAGGUGAAGCAGGCAGCGAAGACGGAGGAGUCCACCACGCCCUCCGUUCCGGGGAAUGGCGAUGCUCCCAUAUUCCCUCCAGGAACAAUGUCCAUGACUCCAUUCCGACCAUCUCUUCCAACCCAUCUCGAGAUCAUCCGAGAUAUGGAGCUGGCUCUGGCUGCCAAGCAAUCCACCUUGGAGCAAUGCGAAAAGUUGAUUGACAGCGCAGUUGACGAGUUCAACAAGCAAGCUAGUGCCAGUCAAACUUUCUGGCGAGAUAUCCGUCAGCUGAAAGAUGGUACGGACGGAAGAGGUCAAUGGGCGAUCGUCCCGAAACCCGACUUCUCAAAGAUCCUGGGUAUCACCGAGUCAGCAAGGGAUGUGGUGAUUCCAUAUGCCAUUGACGAGGCGCCUGCGAGUGCUCGUGCUCGAUGUCUCGCAGCCUUUGAUCUGGAUCCAUCGGUCGCCGAACCCAUGACGUUCGGAGCUAGAGGUGGACGUGUGCUCCAAAUCAAAGUGACCGACUCCACGGGCGCGAUGUGGACUUCGUCCGCCGGGUCAUCCACCAAAAGCUCUGAAAGUCUUGCCGAGAUUCAGCAGGCACAGAUUGAAGCCUUCGACGAAGACCUGUAUAAUGAGAUCCGAGACGAUAUCAGUCGGCGACCUGGAGCUAGUCUUGAUUCCUCGAGCUGUACAUUGUCAUAUUCGGAUCUCAGAAUCGCGUUUGAAAUGGUUCCAGCCAAAAAGACCAAUAAUGUCCCCGAGGGUCAUCCCAUCGCAAAUCUGCUACUUCAGUCAUGUCGUAUCUCGCUGCUCAAUAUCUUACGAUUGCGGAAACGCCGGCUUACCUCUCAGGCUGGUUCUAGGCCAUCUUCGGUCCUCACUUCCGUAUUGCAGGUCGUACGAUUCAUGGACACUGAGCAAAAGGCUCGGAAUGUCCUAACUCGCACGUGCAGGAUGUUAAAUCGUUCUGGCACUGAGGCCAAGGUGGUCGAGAGAAACGAUUUGGCGCAUCUGAAUGGUGGCCAGAGGGUGAAUCAGUUGUUGCAGGGCGACUCGGAUUACUCUUGCAUUGGGAAUGUCUUGACGUUGGAUAUUUCCGGCUGUCUCGGCAUGUCCGUCACUUUGUCAGCGACCGCGCCUUUACAGGUCACUACUUCGCAAGCUACAUUCCCCCUCGUCGAUGUCAACGAUCUGGCCGACGUGAUAGCUGAAGAUCUCGUUCAUCAGCUUCUCAUUCUCAUAGAAUCAGCUUUGAGACGUAAAGUAGUCGCGGAGCAUCGGUCAUCAGUCUUCCUUGACGUCCUGGAAGGUGCUGUUGUUCUGCCCGCGAACCGGGCCAUUCACGUUUCCGUGUCUCCCACAUUCGACGCACUGCGCGUCACAUUAUCAGAGGAUUCAGCUGUCGUUGAAUCGGCAUCGGACUUUGACAGCGACACUGGAAAGACGCUGUUCUCAUGGUUGGACACGGUGGCCGCCAAAGUGUGACCUCCCGAGGUUUCCCAUGCAUCCGCUGGUCACGACUGACCUAACUAACUAACAGAUGGGGAUCUUUUGAUUUGCCGUAAAAGUGACGCGAGAGGCGGAAAACAAAAGUGUUGAUGAUGAUUUCUUGUUUUUUUUUUCCUGAAAUUAAUCAAGAGCAGCUGUGCAAUUGGAGAGCGGCGGCGGCGGCUAGCACUGACUUGCUGUUGCUGCUGCUGCUGCUGCUGCUGCUGCUGCUG
Kockovaella imperatae is the source of this 2355-nucleotide messenger RNA. RefSeq names its product subunit 17 of mediator complex-domain-containing protein. NCBI's taxonomy places the organism in Eukaryota, Fungi, Basidiomycota, Tremellomycetes, Tremellales, Cuniculitremaceae. Gene Ontology annotation, cellular component: core mediator complex; mediator complex. Gene Ontology annotation, biological process: regulation of transcription by RNA polymerase II. The record is from RefSeq and is a predicted model, not a curated record. Bases 152 to 2119 code for a protein of 655 amino acids. Gene Ontology annotation, molecular function: transcription coregulator activity. The transcript is spliced from 8 exons.